AUGUCCGAUUUCGACAGGGUGAACGUUGUGAGCGACGUUGAGGACCAAUCGUUCCAAACGAAGCGGUCCCUGUUGAAGAAGAUGGUUCUAGCAGUGGCAGCUAUGGUCGUUUGUGUUGGCAUUUUUGCUCUGUCCACGAAUGGCUUCAGCCGCAGCUGCAGCAACCUUGGGGCCUUGCAAGGAAAGUCUGCGUUGGAUUUGGACGCUGCCGUCCGCACCACGAGUCAAAAGCUCAUUCAGGCCACACAGAAGAACCAGACGUUGGCUGAUGAGAUGAUCAUGAAGACCAUGGUGAAGGCGGGCCAUAAGGUGCGGGACCAGUGGGAGAAGCACCACAUCCGCAAGUUGGACACGCUGACGACCAUCCGACGCUGGAAAGGUGAAAGGAUUCCGCCAAAAGCAAAAGGGCUGCUCGCUGGAAGGCAAGAAUGUGUCUUCAACAUCUUAGAGGCAUUUGUCUCAGCAGUUGGCAUGGGUGAUGACAUCAAUGCCAUCAUUCGCACUUGCCCUCCACCUCGUGAUGGUGAGUCUGAGUUGGCUUGCCAGGUGAACGGUGCCAUCCUGGGUGCUUGGGUUGGAAACCUUGCUACCAAGCUGGCCUUGGCAGCUUCCAAUUGUGCCUUGAGCAUCAACGUGGACGCCAUUUGCUCUGCAGGCAUCACCGGCUUGGUGUCAGGAUUGGGGGAGAUUGCAGCUGGAGCUUCUUUGGGUGCGGCCACAUGUACCGGAACUCCGCCACAAUUGACCACCACGAAGAUCAGCGUCCUGGGUGAUCAGACCGUCCGGGAUGGCCGACGUUUGUUGAUCGGAGAAGGUCCAGUCGGCAACGGUGUGCAGUGUGGUGUGGAUGUGGGCAUGGUGGCAGCCAACAUCGCAAACAUGGGACUUGCCAUCAACAAGGCCGUGAAUGUGAACAAGUGCAAGGCAAGCACUUUCCGCGUCCCCAUGAAUGUGCUCAAGGGCAUCCCAGAAGCACUUUGCACCGUCGACAUCGGUGGUGCUGUGGCCUACAUCGGUCAGGUUGUUACCUUCAUCAAUCUCAUUGUGCUUCACUGCCAGGACUUUUUGGAUAUCAAUGCACUUUGCGCCGGUUCCAUUGCUGCCAUCACUACCGGCGCAGCCGCAAUUGCACCCUAUGGCGCAGCGGUGCACGCGGCUUGCUGCUACGGCCAUUUCUUGAAGACACCCAAGGCUCAACAGCAGGUCGCAAAAUUGUGGAAUUCCCCAGGCUAUGAUCCAGUGGCAGGCAUUCCCCCUCGCCGCUUGGAGGAAUUGGAGGAAGAGACUGCCCAGAAACCUUUGAAGGAAAGUUUGGAUCAAAUUGCGGCCAAUCGCGAGAGUUUGGAGCAGCUCAAGAAGGUGAUCGAUGUUCCCAAGCCAGGCAACACAGAGGCAGACAUGGAGACUCUCUUGAACCUCAUGGGCGAGGAGAAACCGCGCGUGCAAGCGGCAAUGCGCUUUGCGCAUGAA
Molecule: messenger RNA, 1470 nt
Organism: Cladocopium goreaui
Lineage: Eukaryota; Dinophyceae; Suessiales; Symbiodiniaceae
Source: the annotation of a GenBank genome assembly